Endocarpon pusillum Z07020 is the source of this 1815-nucleotide messenger RNA. RefSeq lists its product as uncharacterized. Bases 1 to 1815 code for a protein of 604 amino acids. NCBI's taxonomy places the organism in Eukaryota, Fungi, Ascomycota, Eurotiomycetes, Verrucariales, Verrucariaceae. The transcript has 4 exons. The record is from RefSeq and is a predicted model, not a curated record. Gene Ontology annotation, biological process: phenol-containing compound metabolic process. Gene Ontology annotation, molecular function: arylsulfatase activity; glycosaminoglycan binding; N-acetylglucosamine-6-sulfatase activity.
AUGUUGAUUCCAGCGACAGCCAUCUUGUUGCUGAGCCAGGUUGGCAUGAGCAAUGGCGCUCGACUGCACCAGAGGCGUCCGAACACCGUGUUCAUCCUUACCGAUGACCAAGAUCUGCAUAUGGACUCGCUGGCGUAUAUGCCUUACUUACAGAAGCAUUUGGCAGACCAAGGCACAACCUUUGCGCGCCAUUACUGCACUAUAGCCCUGUGCUGUCCUUCGCGAGUCAACCUCUGGACUGGAAGAGCAGCGCACAACACAAAUGUCACAGACGUUAAUCCUCCAUAUGGCGGAUACCCUAAAUUUGUGAGUCAAGGCUUCAACGAAGCAUGGCUACCACUAUGGCUCCAAGAAGCUGGCUAUAACACCUAUUACACUGGGAAGCUUUUCAACGCUCAUACUGUUUCCAACUACGAUUCGCCAUUCCCAUCAGGCUUUAACGGCUCUGACUUUCUUCUCGACCCCUUCACCUAUGAAUAUCUAAAUGCUUCUUUCCAGCGGAAUCAGGAUGCUCCAGUUAGCCACGAAGGGGAAUAUUCGACCGAUGUCCUUGCCAGGAAAGCAUACGGAUUUUUGGAGGAUGCCAUCGCUGCAGAGCGCCCCUUUUUUCUGACCAUCGCACCGAUCGCUCCUCACAGCAAUGUCGUAUUUUCGGAGGACUGGUUCGGUAACAAUGAAUCUGUCCACAACAUCAAGACAACUCCACCAGUACCUGCGAAACGACAUGAACACCUCUUCAGUGACGCAGUGGUUCCAAGAACACCCAAUUUCAAUCCAGACGAGCCAAGCGGAGUGUCAUGGAUCUCAACCCUACCAAAGCAGAACCAGACUAACGUGGACGUCAAUGAUCAUUUCUACCGUAAUCGGCUCAGGGCUCUGCAAGCUGUGGACGAGAUCAUCGAUGGCGUUGUCGCACGACUGUCCGACGCGCAAAUCCUGGAAGACACUUACAUUUUCUACUCAUCCGAUAACGGCUAUCACAUCGGUCAACACAGAAUGCAGCCUGGAAAAGAAUGCGGUUUCGAAACAGACAUUAACAUACCACUGAUCGUUCGAGGUCCUGGUGUAGCCAAGGGCCAAGUCAGCCAUGCUGUGACUUCUCACACUGACCUGGCUCCCACCUUCCUCACACUCGCUCAUGGCGGACUGCGGGAAGACUUUGAUGGCUCUCCCAUUGAUAUCCACGGCCAUAGUAAAGAUGAAACCAGAUUUGCAGACUUCUAUCCGCGGAAAGAGCAUGUAAACGUGGAGUACUGGGGCUUUGCUCUUUCAGAGGGCGAAUACGACCAGAGGUUUUUCUGGAACAAUACUUACAAAGCAAUGAGGCUCAUUGGCGAGGACUACAACGUUUACUACUCGGUCUGGUGCAGCGGGGAGCAUCAACUGUAUGAUCUCAAUACCGAUCCCUACGAGCUCAAUAACCUGUACGACGCAACAGACCAUUCCGCCCAAUUCUUCUUUACAAACACUGCCCACCUCCUUACCAAACAGACCACCUCAUCGCAUCAAACUGGCAAAUCUACAAGCUUCCACCGCCUCCUCUCGCGCCUUGACGCCCUCCUCCUUGUCCUGAAAUCAUGUCAAGCUCGCUCUUGCACACAUCCAUGGGAAACGCUCCAUCCAUCUGGCGAUGUUCAGAAUCUGCACGAUGCACUCGACCCGUACUUCGACAACUUCUACGAAAUUGAGCAGGAGAAGGUGCACUUCACAAAAUGCGAGAAGGGGUACAUCGUCGAGAGCGAGGGGCCACAGUCUGCGAUAAGCUUUGCAGAUGUUGGGGCUAGAGGUGGGAGGCUGUGGAGCGAAUUCGUAUAG